UGCUCCUGUUACGAUCAGGCGUUGCGACAGUGGUUGUGUUUGGGGCACAUGUGAGGUUGAGCUAAGUGUGGUCUUUAGCAUGGCGAAAGUCUCCAAGAAAAACAGUAAUAAAAAGAAGUUAAUGGUGAGCUGCGGUGAUCCUGCCAUCAGCGAGGGGGAUCAGCAGCUGCUGUAUGAAGACGAAGAAGAAGAACAAGGCGGUAUGGAUAAAGCAGAGGAAGAAACCAUGAGCAGCGAGGAGGACGAGGGAGAGGAUGAACGAAAACGGCAAAAAUUGCUGGAGGGGAUCAGGUCGCUGGGUGGGAAGAGGAAGAAGGCGCUGGGGGAGAGGUCUGAGGCGGCCGGACAAAUGUCCGAGUUCUCCGUGAACCCUGACGGUGGUCCCGGUAAGGUCCAGCUGUCGGAUCUGAUCGGGAGCUUAGAAAAGACCCCCGCCGUUCCAGCUAAAAGUAAAAAGCAGUUGAAGAAUCUGCAGCGCUCUAAGAAAACCAUUGAAUCUCCUCUGAGCAAACAAGAGACUGAGAGGAUCCAGAGGGACAUGGCUUUCCAGAAGGCAGCAUCAGAGGUGAGCCGCUGGGACGGCGUUAUCACCCAGAACCAGAGGGCCGAACAGCUGCUGUUCCCUCUGAACCGGGACCCGGCCGGCCCCAGACCUGUAGAGAGACUGGUGGUGGGCUGGAAGGCUCGGACUCCACUGGAGCAGGAGAUCUUUGCUCUGUUGUCUGCCAACAAGCAGCCCCUUAUUGACCCCAUUCUGACCCCUGCUGAGGAGGCGUCAGUAAAGGCCAUGAGCCUGGAGGAGGCUAAGAUCCGCCGUGCUGAGCUGCAAAAAGCCCGGGCCCUGCAGUCCUAUUAUGAGGCCAAGGCUCGGAGAGAGAGAAAAAUCAAAAGCAAGAAGUAUCACAAAGUGCAGAACAAGGCCAAGCGGAAGGAAUUCCUGAAGCACUUUGAAGAGAUGGUUCAGAUGGAUCCAGCAGUUGCUCUGCAGGAACUGAAUAAGAUGGAGCUGGCCAGGAUGCAGGAGAGGAUGACAUUAAAACACCAGAACAGCAGCAAGUGGGCCAAGUCAAAGGCCAUCAUGGCCAAAUAUGACGAAGAGGCUCGCAAAGCUAUGCAGCAGCAGCUGGAGAUGAACAAAGAGCUCACUCAAAGGCUGAUUACUCCACUCAACGAUGAUGAUGAUGAUGAUGAGGAGGAGGAGGCAGCAGCAGAUGAGGCUGAUAUGCUUCCUGACUUUGUGAACGAUGCAGUGGAUGGUCGAGAUGCAUCAAAUCCGUGGAUGAAAGGCAAGCUAUCUGCAGAACCAGCACAGCAGCAGCUGAGUGACGCACUGACUGAGGCAGCACAGGCCUCAGUCAGUGAGGAAGAGGAGGAAGAGGAGUGUCAGACUGGGGAAACAGAAGAGGAAGCCCUCCUCAGAGAGUUUAACAGUAGGAGGAAACUGCACCAAGCUCAGGAGUCUGACGCAGCAGGAGGUGUUUUAUCAGAGGGGGUGACAGAGGACAUAGCUGCAGCGGUCGAGUCGGAGGCUUCUGACAGUGAUGACAGCUGUCUGUUGGAGCCCCCAAGCAUCUCCAGAGGAAGAGAAAAUGUCCUGAAAGAGACAAAAGCAACUGACCGCUCUGAGCGGUCAGCUCUGCUGGAGGAGAGGCUGAUGAGGAUCAGGACUGUGGAAGACUUGGAGCUUCUCCCUCAUGAGCCAUCAGAUGAACCCAGUCAGCCUCCCACUACAAAAGCCCCUCCCUCUGAAGAGAAGCACCUAGGCAAAAGGAAAAAGAAAGGAAUAGAGUUGAAAGAAGUUCUCACUAAAGAGACAAAGCUUAUCAAAGUUCCAUUUACUCCAACUGUCACAGACUCUGAGGAUCCAGAAGCUAAGAUUGACCAAAGAGGACUGAUUAAGGAAGCUUUUGCUGGAGAUGAUGUAAUCUCAGACUUUCUUAAAGAUAAAAGGAGGAAGGAGGAUGAAGGGAAGUCAAAGGUGAUAGACCUCACCCUGCCUGGCUGGGGGGACUGGGGGGGGGUGGGUCUAAAGCCACCAAAAAGAAAGCGCAGAAGGUUUAGGGUUAAGAGUGCCCCUCCUCCACCAAGGAAAGACCAGCAUCUUCCCAGUGUCAUCAUCUCUGAGAAGAGGAACACCUCUGUCAGCCUCCACCAGGUUCAUUCCCUGCCAUUCCCCUUUGAGAACCAUGCACAGUUUGAGAGCUGUAUCCGCUCACCACUUGGCCGCGCCUGGAACACGGAGCGAACUGUGAAAAAGGUCACCAAACCCAGAGUGGUCACCCAGCUGGGGGCCAUCAUUGAUCCCAUGGCUGAGGAGGAACUGCUGAAGAACAACAAGAAGGUGGUUGCUAGUAGCUAGGGGAAGUCCAUGCAGAUCAGAAAGUGGCAGCAAUUUUCACUAGAACAAUUUUGGACCGAUUAAUUUUAUCAUGUAUGUCAAAGAAAAAAUUACAUUUCCCUUAAAAUGAUUUGAAAUACGAGUGUAACUGAAAUGCUUCAUCUUUUCUGUUCAGUCACAUUUAUAUCAACUGAGUAAUGAAGCAGAUUAAAUAAAUGUGUAAUUUCAAUGCCUUGUGUGUCUGUGAACAGACAGUGGAAUGCAGUUUGCUUUUUACAGAUCAUCAUGUUGGUGUGUGCUGCUCCUUUUCCAUAAUUAUCUUAUUGUUGGAUAAAUUGUGGGAAAGUGUGUGCUUAGUGUAAAAGAUGGGAGGAUCUAAUGAGGCAUUGUGACAUUGGUGAAGCUGUAUUAAUAAAAUAUCUAAUAUGGUCAA
Molecule: messenger RNA, 2771 nt
Organism: Xiphophorus hellerii (green swordtail)
Lineage: Eukaryota; Metazoa; Chordata; Actinopteri; Cyprinodontiformes; Poeciliidae
Product: U3 small nucleolar RNA-associated protein 14 homolog A
Exons: 1
Coding region: 80-2359 (759 amino acids)
Biological process (GO): rRNA processing
Cellular component (GO): small-subunit processome; nucleolus
Source: RefSeq, a predicted model, not a curated record